Messenger RNA from Penicillium angulare, 1512 nucleotides. Its product is annotated as Major facilitator superfamily domain general substrate transporter. Lineage: Eukaryota; Fungi; Ascomycota; Eurotiomycetes; Eurotiales; Aspergillaceae. The record is from RefSeq and is a predicted model, not a curated record. The transcript is spliced from 8 exons. Bases 1 to 1512 code for a protein of 503 amino acids. Gene Ontology annotation, biological process: transmembrane transport. Gene Ontology annotation, cellular component: membrane. Gene Ontology annotation, molecular function: transmembrane transporter activity.
AUGUCCGAGGUCAAGGGCAACAAGCUAUCUGUAUUAAAGGACCUGGAAGCGAAGGAUAAUGCAUCAAUCACCGUUGCCGAUCAGAGCGCAGCUCCUGAAUAUGAGCGAUUUCUGCAUCUUGAAAACACACUCAGUGGAGAGAAGAAGAGAAAACUGAUCAGAAAGCUCGAUCUCCGCUUGCUUCCCGUGUUAAGUUUUCUAUACUUGAUGUGCUCACUUGAUAAAUCCAAUGCCGGAAACGCAAAGUUAUUCGGCUUCCUCGAAGACAUCGGCAUGAGCGGCACCCAAUACAAUCUAGGUCUAAUGUACUUCUUCUUUACAUAUGGUCUUUUUGAGCCCGUUUCAAACAUAAUGCUUCGUCGAGUCGGGCCCAAGAUCUGGUUUCCCCUGAUUGUCACCUUAUGGGGCUUGAUCACAACACUCACCUCUCAAGUAAGCUCUUAUGGCGGUUUCGUUGCAAUAAGACUUAUGCUUGGUAUCACGGAGGCCGGUCUCUAUCCUGGAGCCUAUUUCAUUCUGUCAAUGUGGUACACUCCUAAAGAGAUCGGUACUCGCAUGGCUAUUUUCUAUGGUGCAAAUACCACAGCUGGUGCAUUUGGAGGAGUCAUUGCUUACGGCGUGGGAUCAUUGGAUAAUCAUAUGGGAUGGAGAGCUUGGAGAUGGUUGUUUCUCAUCGAGGGUGCUUUUCCUCAUCAAUACGAAGAGAAGAAAAAUUCGAAAUGGCUAUCACCAGAGGAGUUGGAGUAUGCGUUGCUUCGGGUUAAGUAUGCGAAUGGUCCUAUUUCCCCUACAUACCAAUUUCGAUGGAGCGAUGUAGCAGCAGCUGCCAAGGACAGGAAGACUUAUUUUAUGAUGAUGCUAUUUUGGUGGGGCGGAUCAGUUCCCACCUAUUCGCUUUCAUAUACUCUUCCAACUAUGGUCGCGAAUCUGGGCUACAGUGCUGUCAAGGCUCAAGCCUUGACAACGCCUCCUUACAUAUUCGCUACAUUCGUUUGUGUAGCUGUGGGGUAUAUCAGCGAUCGAAAGCAAAAUCGCUAUCUGUGUAUUAUGAGUGCAUAUGUGCUGGGUCUGCUCGGAAUCAUAAUUCUUUGGAUCACGGUUCACUACCCUCAUUUGCCGGGUGUGAGCUACUUUGCUAUUUUCCUUGCUGCAGGAGGAUACUCGGCACAGGCUCCGAUCGUCGGUGCCUGGACAAGCUCGAACAUUCUGAACCCUUCCAAGCGAGCCGCAGCCAUCGGUCUCCUCAUGCUUUUUGGCAGCGUUGGCGGGGGCAGUAUCGGGUCCAAUAUCUACAUUUCUAGCGAGGCUCCCACGUACCCGUUGGGAUUUGGAUUUUCCGUCGGCGCGACCGUUCUAGGUGCAAUGAUACCCGCCACCGUUCAUUGGUAUUUGAUGCGCAAGGAGAACAAGAGACGAGAUGCCUUGGAUAUUGUCGAGACCGAGGGGAAAUAUACCGCGGAUGAGUUGGCAGAAAUGGGCGAAGAUAGUCCAUUGUUCAGAUUCACCUUGUAA